Molecule: messenger RNA, 2382 nt
Organism: Naegleria gruberi
Lineage: Eukaryota; Heterolobosea; Eutetramitea; Acrasida; Naegleriidae
Exons: 1
Coding region: 1-2382 (793 amino acids)
Biological process (GO): regulation of DNA-templated transcription
Molecular function (GO): DNA binding; DNA-binding transcription factor activity
Source: RefSeq, a predicted model, not a curated record
AUGGGUGGAAGUGGUUCUCCCAGGAAUAAUAACACUAAUAACAGAACAUUGUUAUCCACCCAACUUCCAUCUACUUCCCAACAGCAGCAACAACAACCAGCUUCCUUUCAAUCCAUAUAUUUGCAAAGAACAGCAUCUUCCAUGCAACAUCAACAGCAGCAUUCCUCAAUGCCAUCACCCAACAAUAUCUUGUACCAUCCACAACAACAACAACACUUUUCGGCAACUCUUAACAAUCAAGGCUUUCCAGAAGGAGCAAACCCCACCAUGAUAGGCAGUCAAUCUAUUAAACCUGGCAAUCCUGUUACCUCUCUAGAAUUAUCUAAUGCGAAUCGUGUCGUUGACUUGUCCAUCCAGCAAUUACUUCAACUUUCUCCAUCAAAUAAUAAUAAUAACAAUAACAAUACCUCAACACUGCCUGUUGCAUCAUCAUCAUCAGGUGCCUCUACUUCUGCUACUAUCAAUAAUAAUAAUUUGAAUACCAACUCUUCGACACUAUUGAUGCAACAACAACACCAGCAUGCCUCAUCAUUGUUCCAAUCCAUGUUUAAUAAUAACACUGUUUCAACUAACAACAACAGUGGUGCAUCAAACUCUAACAAUCAUUUACAGAUGGUGAAUGGCAAUCAUACAUCAUCACCAUCUCUUAGUUUUAAUAACAAUAACAACAAUACUGCAGCCACUACAAUAACAAGCACCAAUUCAGUGACAUUCCACAACAAUGCAAAUAAUGAUACAGAAGCCAUGCUAAGACUACUCCUGAAUAAUCCAUCUCUUCUCGAAGGAGCUUCGCCUUUCGAUAUGCAACAUGUAGUAGUGGGUAAUAAUAUUAAUCCGAACAUGCAACAACACCAAACAAACACCAAUUUUGAAGCAAACAUAAUGACAGAGAAUGAUUUGAACCACAUGGGAAAGGAUUCAAAUGCUUCUUCGAUGAACAUGGCUGCUGCCAAUGGAAAUGGCAUGCAACAAGGAUUUAAUCAGUCGGAGCACUUUAGUUUUUCAGACAUAUUCGACAUUCCACACACCAUGAGGUCUUCUUCUCCUAUUUCUUCUCAUAGUUCAUCAGAGUCCUCAUCAACAUGUUCGAGUAACGAAAAGCUCGAAGCUAAUGCUGCAGAUGAACCAUCAGAAAAGAAGAAGGGCAGAAGGAGAAGUGACAGUGGUGGUGGAAAUCAAGAAGAAACAACCACCAAAAGAAAACGAAGAAUUAAGGACAGGUUAAUGUGGUCUGAUGAAUUACAUCAACACUUUGUACAAGUGGUUGAGAGUUUGGGAGUUUACGAUGCAAGACCAAAGGAAAUUAAAAAGAUUAUGAAUGUGGACUUUCUCACAACCACACAUAUCAAAUCCCACUUGCAAAAGUAUAGAACCCACUUGAAAAAGAAGGCACAACAAGAGGGCGUUCAUCUUCCUUCAUUAAAAAGAUCAUUGGGUAGUUCCAGCUCACUAACCAAAUCAAAGAGGAAACCAAAGAAGAAGAAGAAUGAUGAUAAGGAAGAAAAUCCAACAACAACAACGACCUCAACUGCUAAUAUUCCAUCUGUAACAGCAGCAACCACAACAACCAGCAGUAUUACUGCUUCUAAUCAAGUAUCUGCAUCAUCUAUUCCAAAUACUUCCAAUGUAUCAUUACCACCACCAUCAACAUGCAGCUCUGCACUACCACUGAGCAUAACGACAAAUGGAGUAGUGAAUACUGCUACAAAUGGUAAUCCAAUGAAUAAUCAAAAUAGGACAAAUAGCCCGCCAGGUAGCUCUCAAUUAUUCGAUCCAAGUUACUUGUCCAGACUUCUUGCCAAUUUGGAUAAACCUUUGGGUACAAAUAAUAAUACGCAAAAGGUAUCACCAGUUGCCAACAAUUAUCAAAAUUUGACACCACCAUCACCAAAAUCAGCAACUACAGUACCACUCUUUGUACAACAACAACGAAGAAAUUCAGAAUACUCUACCAAUUCAAAUUCAAUUUCUAAUCACAGCCAAUUGCAGGUUAAUAAUGCAAUGAAUAUCAAUUUUGGAAAUAUUCAAUCAGCCAUGUUACAAACAAAUAAUGGCAAUAAUUUUCAGCGAGUUAAUGAAAAUAACAAUCAACUAGGAUUUGUAAACAAUAAUUUUGUAACAAUAAUGGAUAACAAUCAAAAUGUUCAACAACAACAAUCUCAACAACAAAAUAAUGGUUCCACAAUGAGAUCAAAUCCAGCCCUCGUAGAAUACUUGACAAUAUUGAGAAAUAUCUGCAGUACUGAAAAGGAUUUUGCUGAUCUAUUCCAAAAUAUUCAAUCACAAAUAAGAGAAGCUAGGGAUAUGGAUCUUGUUGUGGAGGGCUUUAGGUUGGGAUUUCUAUGUGGACAUCGAAUUAAACAAAAUAAUAAUAGUAAAUAA